Cucumis sativus (cucumber) is the source of this 1921-nucleotide messenger RNA. RefSeq names its product reticulon-like protein B18. The record is from RefSeq and is a predicted model, not a curated record. NCBI's taxonomy places the organism in Eukaryota, Viridiplantae, Streptophyta, Magnoliopsida, Cucurbitales, Cucurbitaceae. The coding region runs from base 362 to 1696 and encodes 444 amino acids. The transcript has 8 exons.
CAUUUCCAUUUCCAUUUCCAUUUCUCACCCCAUCUUUCACUUUUCUUUCAGAUUCCCAAGAACAAAAAAAUAAGAAUUAAAUUUUAAAGAGAAAAAGAGAAGAAGAAAUUCAAGAAUCAAUCCCAUCUCUUCUUCCUCAACUUGCCACUUACCAUUUGGCAUCGUAAAGACAAAAUUCUCUGUUUCUCUUCUCACCGCCACAGGGAUUCUCCUUCUCUCCGCCAUUCUUCCUCUACUCCCUUCACAACACCCACACCCAACUGGGAUUUUCUUCUUCUGCUUCUUUCCCAUCUCCCCAUUUUUUCAAAAUCUUCUAAUUUAUUCGCUGUUGGCUUCUUACUUUCUUUUCUAGACGUCGCCCAUGGAUUUAAGCCGGCGGAGAGCGGCGGUGGCGGCCAAAGGGAACGUGGUAGCUGGGUCUGUGUGGGAGAGUAGAAUCAGGUUCGAUGAAGUCAGAGGUGGGAUUAAGGUUUUUAAUGGAGACGAUGAAAAUGUUGAAUGUGGGAUUCCGACAACCGCCGCUUCCGCGGGCAGCGGAAGGAGGAAGACGUGGAAAUCUGAUGAGGGUUUUAACCCGAUUCUCAUUGCGGAGGAAAAACCAGAGUCGUCGCCCAGUAGCGGCGAUGAACAGAGUCGGAAAAGUCCGACUCCUUCACGGAGAUUGAGAUCCAACAGUAGUCCGAACAAGCCAGUUCAAGUUUCCGGCGAGAAAAUAGAGAGAAACUCAACGAGGAAGAAGACUGAUCAAUCUCGUAAAUCGGCUGUUGGGCUUACCAAACCACCGACGAAUGGAAUCGGAAAAACCUCGUCGGAGAAAAGUUUCAAAGAGUCAAACGAAUGCAGAGAGAAAGUGAUUUCGUCUUCCACGUCUCAAGAUUUCUUCGAUGCAUUUGAAGAAGAGAUUGAGAAAGAAAGCUUCGACGUUAAGGAAAUCAAUUUACCAGAACGGAAGAAAAUCAUUGCACAAACUUUCCCGGGAAACAAACAGAAAUUACAGACAUUAAUGGAUUUGAUAAUGUGGAGAGAUUUUUCAAGAUCCGGUCUGGUUUUUGGAGUGGGAAAUUUGGUUAUAAUCCUCUCUUGUUUUAUCAAAAACAUCAAUAUCAGCCUUAUCAGUUUGAUUUCGCAUAUGGGUCUUCUUUAUCUGACUACCAUUUUCGUCCAUAGUUCCAUUUUUGGGAGGAGAAAAAGGAUUGAUUCUAAUGAUGAAAAUUUGGUGGUUGAAGAAGAAGAUAUGAUCCGAUUUGCUAAACGGUUAGUUCCUUUUGUGAAUGAAUUGCUGCAAAAUCUCAAGGCUCUGUUCCGUGGAGAUCCCUCUGCCACCAUGAAGGUGGGUGUGUUGCUGUUUGUAUUGGCAAAGUGGGGUAGCUUCAUAACCCUUUGGAAUGUCCUCAAAAUUGGAUUCAUCGGGGUUUUCACACUGCCCAAAUUAAUUACCCACGGUGAACACUGGUUGAAACUUUGUGGGAGUUCUUGGAAGUUAUGUUCCCACAAGAGAGGUGUGUUCAUCGCCAUCUUUUUUCUCGUAUGGAAUUUCUCAUCGACUCUAUAUCGCGUAUGGGCAGCUUUCAUAGUGUUGGUUAGCUUUCGGUACUACCAGGAGUCUCCGGAGAGAGAUGUUUGGGUUAAAAAUGGAGAAGUAGCUUCAAGAAACAAGACCAUGUCGACGAGUUCAAAGCUCAAGAAACAAUAUUGAGCAAUUUUGAUGCCUUUUUUCUCUGUUAUUUAUAAGAUAGUUAAAAAUUACCAUGUAAAUUCAUGCACACUAUGGUAGAAAUCCAUCUGCUUGUAUCUUAGGAGAAAAAGAAUGGAAAAUGUCUUUUAUUUUUUUUUAAUUUCUUCCUUUUUCAAAUUCAAUAAUCUCAUUUUAUUUUAUCUCAAAGUGAGUGAAAAAGGUAAAGCUCGUGUUAAAGCAUAACUA